UCAACAUAAACUUCUAACAAUUAACUUAUUUUAGGGAGCCAUGUUUCUAUACCACCUCACCCUUCAAAGAGCAAGUAGCAUCUACACUUGUAUCCAUGGCAACUUUGCAGGAACCAAACAGCAAGAGGUGGUCGUCAGUAGAGGUAAGAUCCUGGAGAUCUUGAGGAUAGACCAGAACACAGGGAAAGUUAUACAGCUCUUCUCUACUGAGGUGUUCGGAACCAUCAGAUCUCUCAUACCCUUCAGACUCACAGGUGGAUCUAAAGACUACAUAGUUGUCGGCUCGGACUCAGGGAAGAUAACAAUACUAGAGUACAACCCUCAGAAGAAUAUAUUUGAUAGAGUUCACAUGGAAACUUUUGGAAAAUCUGGCUGUAGAAGGAUCGUUCCUGGUCAGUACCUAGCAGUGGACCCUAAAGGACGAGCAGUGAUGAUUGCUGCAAUAGAGAAACAGAAACUAGUUUACAUUAUGAACAGGGAUGACCAGGCCCGCCUCACUAUUUCCUCGCCUUUAGAGGCUCACAAAGCUAAUACUAUUGUGUUUGAUUGUUGUGGGGUGGAUGUGGGAUUUGAGAACCCUACCUUUGCUUGCUUAGAACUUGACUACGAAGAAGCGGACGGAGACCCGACAGGAGAAGCAGCCCAAAUGGCACAACAAACCCUAACCUACUACGAGCUGGAUCUGGGCCUGAACCACGUGGUGAGGAAGUACAGUGAACCUCUGGAGGACCAUGCUAACAUGCUUAUUAGUGUUCCAGGGGGUAAUGAGGGGCCUAGUGGGGUGCUGAUUUGUAGUGAGAAUUAUAUCACGUACAAGAACUUCGGGGAUCAGCCUGAUAUUAGAUGUCCUAUACCAAGGAGAAGGAAUGAUCUGGACGAUCACGAGCGGGGAAUGUUGUUUGUGUGUACAGCUACUCACAAGACAAAGUCCAUGUUCUUCUUCCUAGCACAGACCGAACAGGGGGACGUGUUUAAAAUCACACUAGAAGUUGACGAGGACUCUGUAACUGAGAUUAAGUUGAAAUAUUUCGACACAGCUCCUGUGUGUUCCUCGUUUGUAGUGCUGAAGACAGGGUUCCUGUUCCUUGCCUCUGAGUUUGGUAAUCAUUAUCUCUACCAGAUUGCUCAUCUUGGGGAGGAUGAUGAUGAGCCGGAGUUUUCUAGUGCUAUGCCAUUGGAUGAGGGGGAAACCUUCUUUUUCCAGCCUCGACCCCUAAAAAACUUGGUGUUAGUAGACGAAAUGGAGUCUCUAGCUCCAAUCCUCCACUGUAACAUAACAGAUUUAGCUAACGAGGACACUCCCCAACUGUACAGCGUCUGUGGGCGAGGACCUCGUUCUACUCUACGAGUGCUGAGACACGGACUGGAGGUUUCUGAGAUGGCUGUGUCAGAUUUACCUGGUAGUCCCAAUGCUGUGUGGACGGUAAGAAAGAGUAUUCACGAGGAGUAUGACUCUUAUAUUAUAGUCUCCUUCGUGAAUGCUACCUUGGUGUUGAGUAUCGGGGAGACAGUUGAGGAGGUGACCGACUCAGGGUUCCUGGGAACCACGCCCACUCUCUCCUGCUCUUCUAUUGGUAAUGACGCCCUUCUCCAGAUCUACCCUGACGGAAUCAGACACAUUCGCAGUGACAGACGAAUCAACGAGUGGAAAACUCCCGGUAAGAAGUACAUAGUGAAAUGUGCUGUAAACCAGAGACAAGUAGUAAUAGCGCUGACAGGAGGAGAGCUGGUUUACUUUGAGAUGGACCAGACUGGACAACUUAACGAGUACACGGAAAGGAAGGAUAUGAACAGUGAGGUGAUCUGCAUGGCACUGCCCAGAGUACCACCUGGUGAGCAGAGAGCUAGGUUCCUGGCUGUGGGUCUAGCUGAUGAAACAGUGAGGAUUAUCUCGCUGGAUACGUCUGAUUGUUUGAGUCCGCUCAGUACACAAGCUCUGCCAGCUAGGCCAGAGUCACUGUGCAUUGUUGAGAUGGGGCAGCAGGAAGAGGGUGGCACUAACUCCUCCACCAUGUUCCUCAACAUUGGGCUAUCUAUUGGCGUGCUGACCAGGACGGUAAUGGAUACUGUUACAGGAGAACUUUCUGAUACCAGAACCAGAUAUCUUGGUACCAGAGCUGUGAAACUGUUCCGUAUCCCAGUACACGGAGUGGACGCAGUUCUAGCUAUAUCCAGUAGAACUUGGCUCAGUUAUUUCUACCAGAGCAGGUUCCACUUAUCACCACUGUCGUACGACACUUUGGAGUACGCUUGUGGGUUCAGCAGUGAACAGUGUACUCAGGGUGUUGUAGCUAUCUCGACCAAUACUCUGCGGAUCUUAGCGCUGGAGAAGUUAGGAGCAGUGUUUAACCAGGUGACCAUGCCGCUCAAAUACACUCCUAGGAAGUUUGUUAUAGACGAGGAGUCAAGUAACAUGAUACUUAUUGAGACUGAUCACAACACGUUCACUGAGAACUCCAAGAACCAGAGAAAGCAACAGAUAGCAGAAGAGAUGGUGGAAACAGCAGAUGAUGAGAGUAAGAUGGAGGCCGCUAAGCUAGCUGAACAGUUUCUGUCUGAGGAUCUCCCUGAAGAGAUAUUCUCCUCUCCUAAAGCUGGAAAUGGAAUGUGGGCCUCUCAGAUCAGGAUUCUGAGUCCUAUCAAGCAGGAAACUCUGGAGAUUAUCAAGUUCGAGCAGAACGAAGCAGCCUUCUCUGUCUGUAUCUGUCAGUUUAACAACUCCCCAGUUCCGGGACUGACCUACGUUGUAAUUGGUACCUCCAGAGACUUGUCCCUAGCUCCCAGGCAAUGUUCCGGAGGGUUCCUCUACACUUACAGACUUGUAGAUGAUGGCUCUCAUAUGGAGCUGGUGCACAAGACUCCAGUAGAUGAUGUCCCCACUGCUUUGUGUCCCUUCCAAGGCAGACUGCUAGUGGGCGUCGGUAAACUACUCAGGAUCUACGAUUUAGGGAAAAAGAAACUACUGAGAAAAUGUGAAAAUAAACACAUUCCUAACCUAAUAGUGGGUAUAAAAUGCUCAGGUAACAGGAUCCUAGCUUCAGAUAACCAGGAAUCAAUACACUUUGUCAAGUAUAAAGCUGGUGAGAACUCUCUGGUAGCGUUUGCUGACGACACCUUCCCACGUUGGGUUACUCAGGCCACCAUGUUGGACUACUACACUGCUGCAGUGGGUGAUAAGUUCGGUAACCUGGCCGUGCUCCGCCUCCCCCAGGAUAGCAAGGAUAAUGUGGAGGAUGAUCCCACCGGAAACAAGGCUAUCUGGGACAGGGGUCUCCUGAAUGGAGCCUCCCAGAAGUUAGACAUGAUAAACAUGUUCCAUAUUGGUGAGUCUCUGACCUAUCUGGAGUUAGCUACUCUGAUACCAGGUGGUAACGAAGCCCUUGUUUACACAACGCUCUCUGGAACGAUAGGAAUGUUCGUGCCCUUCACCUCGCGCGAGGAUAUCGACUUCUUCCAGCAUCUGGAGAUGCACAUGAGGAACGAGGCACCACCACUGUGUGGACGCGACCAUCUCUCGUACAGGUCCUCCUACAUUCCUGUUAAAGCUACAAUAGACGGGGAUUUGUGCGAACAAUACAACAGUUUGGAGCCGUCUAAACGUAAGGCUAUCGCAGACGAGCUGGACCGGUCACCCAGUGAGGUGUCUAAGAAACUAGAGGACAUGAGGACCACUUACGCUUUCUAAACUUGGACUAAUUGAUUGAAUAAUUAAUUAAAUGUUGAUUUUUAGAAGCUAUUUUUAUUAUGAUCCCUAAUUUAUCACAGUAUGGAUGGAUCUGAACUGUUCCCGGCCCAAUUAAAUGUAGAAAUGAAAAACUUACGGACUUGCUUAAUUUAAAUGGUUAAACGCUGGCAUUUUUCCAAAUUGUCUGCAAUUUAUCUUGAUAGACUUUUAAAUAACAUGAUAUUUUCUUAUCGCAGACAACCGACUAUGUGUACGUGCGUUUAUUAUUUUAUCCUAUAUUUUAUUCUACA
This is a messenger RNA of Bolinopsis microptera, 3975 nucleotides long. Its product is annotated as splicing factor 3B subunit 3-like. Gene Ontology annotation, cellular component: nucleus; U2 snRNP. NCBI's taxonomy places the organism in Eukaryota, Metazoa, Ctenophora, Tentaculata, Lobata, Bolinopsidae. The transcript has 6 exons. The record is from RefSeq and is a predicted model, not a curated record. Gene Ontology annotation, biological process: mRNA splicing, via spliceosome. Bases 41 to 3685 code for a protein of 1214 amino acids. Gene Ontology annotation, molecular function: protein binding; U2 snRNA binding.